Pelobates cultripes (western spadefoot toad) is the source of this 714-nucleotide messenger RNA. NCBI's taxonomy places the organism in Eukaryota, Metazoa, Chordata, Amphibia, Anura, Pelobatidae. The record is from the annotation of a GenBank genome assembly.
AUGCUCCUGGAGUGGAUGAAGGAUGUCGUCGAUCCACAACUACGAGAUGAACAAGCAGGCUUCCUGCAGAAUCGAUCAUUCAUUGACCAGAUUGCAACGCUGCUCAUCAUAGUCGAGCAGUCCUUGGAGUGGAACUCAUCACUGUACCUUAACUUCGUAAGCUAUGAGAAGGCAUUUGACAGUGUGGAUUGAAAGUCCUAUGGAAGCUCCUACGGCAUUACGGCAUCCCAGCGAAGGUGGUCAACCUGAUCAAGAGCUCGUAUGAGGGAAUGACCUGCAGAGUGAUCCACAGAGGACAACUUACCAACAGCUUCCAGGUGAAGACUGGAGUCCGACAAGGAUACUUGUUAUCCCCUUUUCCUCUCCCUCAUCACCAUCGACUGGUUCAUGAAGACAUCCACCAGCGAACGCAGAAAUGGAAUCCAGUGGACCUUGUGGAGUCAACUGGAUGACUUGGACUUUGCUGACAACCUCGCACUUCUCUCCCACAGCAAGCAGCAGAUACAAGAGAAGAUCAGUGUGUUGACAGCUACAUCAGCAAAGGUUGGACUCAUCAUCCACAAGGAGAAGAUCAAGAUCCUUAAGAUCCUUAAGACCAACUUCAGCAACAUCAACCCAAUUACCCUGAAUGGAAGUCCCCAAGAGGAAGUACAGUUCUUCACCUACCUGGGCAGCAUCAGCGACCAGCAAGGUGGAACAGAUGCAAGUAUAUAG